Chenopodium quinoa (quinoa) is the source of this 1167-nucleotide messenger RNA. RefSeq names its product ras-related protein YPT3-like. The transcript is spliced from 2 exons. The record is from RefSeq and is a predicted model, not a curated record. Gene Ontology annotation, molecular function: GTP binding; GTPase activity. Bases 186 to 839 code for a protein of 217 amino acids. Lineage: Eukaryota; Viridiplantae; Streptophyta; Magnoliopsida; Caryophyllales; Amaranthaceae. Gene Ontology annotation, cellular component: endosome.
AUACACACAACAUGGUAUAAAAAUAAUACAUAAACUAACUCCCUAACCUUUCAAUAUGUUUCAAUAUGUUCUUUCGUUAACAAGCAAUUCCCACUACUCUUUCUCUCUCCUCAAUCAAUUCUGGGCAAAACCCAUCACUCUCAAACGGUCGAAUUACCCAAAAACUUCCUAAAUUUUCCAUUAAAAUGACAGGAUAUAAAGCAGAUGAUGAUUAUGAUUACUUGUUUAAGCUUGUUUUGAUCGGUGAUUCAGGUGUAGGUAAGUCAAAUUUGUUGUCAAGGUUUACCAAAAAUGAGUUUAAUCUGGAGUCUAAGUCUACUAUUGGGGUUGAAUUUGCUACUCGGAGUUUAACUAUUGAAAGUAAGGUUAUCAAAGCUCAGAUUUGGGAUACUGCUGGCCAAGAGAGGUAUCGUGCCAUAACCAGUGCCUACUAUCGAGGAGCUGUGGGUGCUUUGCUUGUGUAUGAUGUCACCCGGAAAGCUACAUUUGAGAAUGCUGCAAGGUGGUUGAGAGAGCUACGGGAGCACACUGAUCCAAAUGUUGUGGUCAUGCUGAUUGGUAACAAGUCAGAUCUUCGGCAUCUGGUUGCUGUUACUACUGAAGAAGGGAAGGCUUUUGCAGAGCAGGAGGGUCUCGUCUUCAUGGAGACUUCUGCUCUUGAAGCAACCAAUGUGGAGCUGGCUUUCACUGAGGUUCUUACUCAGAUCCAUCGUAUCGUCAGCAAGAAGGCUGUUGAUGCUGGUGAUGCUUCUGCAUCGGCUGUUCCAUCCCAAGGAGAGAGUAUAAAUAUUAAAAAUGAGACCUCAGCUUGGAAGAAGAUAGGCUGCUGCUCAAACUAGUUACUUACUGUAGUAAGUCUUUGCUGUCACACCUUUUUGUUUCGCUGGGAAAAAUCCUAACUGGUUGAACUUCUGCGGGUCAGUUCCGUCCCUUGAAAGAAAGAAAGAAUAGGGAUUUUCAUUGUCUAUAUUAUUAAUAGAAGAAGUCUAGAUGCUUACACAUUUUAGUAGAAGCUAUUUGGAACUGUAUUUUUGCAUGGAUUUGAUUGAUGAGGUUUCUUUAUGUGCAAACAUGUCAUUAGAAGAUCACUUGGAUGAUGCAGCAGUUUAUGAAUCUGCAUUUCUAUUGCACAUACCAUAAUUUCAGGUCUUUGUUUUUUGUUAUCAA